This is a messenger RNA of Daphnia pulicaria, 2400 nucleotides long. RefSeq lists its product as uncharacterized. Lineage: Eukaryota; Metazoa; Arthropoda; Branchiopoda; Diplostraca; Daphniidae. The transcript has 6 exons. Gene Ontology annotation, molecular function: protein binding; extracellular matrix structural constituent. The record is from RefSeq and is a predicted model, not a curated record. The coding region runs from base 102 to 1700 and encodes 532 amino acids.
CACAGCACAAAAACAGGAAUAUAAAGGAGCUCCGUCAAAUUGCGUUGUUUAACGUUAGUUAUAACACACAUCUCAAUUGGAUUACAAAGAAAAGAGUGAAAAUGGAACGUUUUUUGGUCGGAUUUUUAUUCGUUCUGGCGACUAAUUCUUUGGUCGCCGCUCUUUCGUUGGAAGACAAAUGGCAAGAAUUGGAAACUAAACUGAACGCCAAAGUGAUUCAUUUUGAAGAAAAGGUGACACAUCUGGAGACUCAAAUCGAACAAAUUAAUAAACUAAGACAAGAUUUGACACUGACAGUGGUACAACUAGAAGCCAAAAAUGUUCAACUGGAAACUAAAGUCCAAGAGCAAGAAAAGAUUUUAACUUUCCUGUUGCAAACGACUGAACUUCCAAUUUCAGCAGAUGUUUCGAAAUUGUUUCUAAAUAAUCGACAAACUGCGAUUCGAUCAACUGGAAAAAUGAGCGAAAUACCUAGGACAUGUCGAGAACUCCGAGCAGCUGAUCCGACACUUCCAUCCGGAAUGUACUGGAUCGAUCCGGACGGGGAUGGAGAAGGAGGAGAUGAAUCAAUUUCAGUUUACUGCGACAUGACAUCGGGAUCCACUUCAAUUCUACAUGACAGUGAAUCUGCCAUCGACGUGGGUCACUGCUCCGAUCCUGGAUGUUAUUCACGAUCCAUCAGUUACAACGCGUCCAUCAGACAAAUGAAAGCCUUGGCCGAACUAUCAGGCGAAUGCCAUCAGUCAAUUAAAUACGAUUGCUACUACACCCCGUUUGAGUUAAAUAGCAUCGCCUAUGCCUGGUGGAACGACAGGGACGGAAAUGCGCGAUAUUUCUGGGCCGGAAAUAACACGGACGGAGAUCACACUUGCCAGUGCGGAAUCGAUGGAAAUUGCGUCGAUUCUGUGGUGAAAUGUAACUGCGACACCAUUUCACCAAUUCAAUUAUUUGAUGACGGUGUUAUCACGGACAAAAAUGUUCUGCCCGUCAAUCGUCUGAAUUUUGGUCGAACUCUACUGGAAACUUCGUCUGGUAUCCACACGUUGGGACGGUUCGUGUGCAGUGGAACUUCUAUCGCCGGACUGCCCACGUCGUGUGAGGAUCUUUGGCAGAUUGGUCACAGGUUGAAUGGAUUUUACUCAGUCAUGGGAACUAAAAUGAUGGAAUCUGUUUACUGCGAUUUCACUAAACUUCCUGAUGAUGCGGGAUUUCAGAAAUGGAUCGGCUACACUGACGUCAAAUCAGCGCCCGUCUAUUUCUACGUCCAACGGAAUUCUUCAUUCACCACAAUUGGAAAAAUUCCGUUCCAUUCGGCUCAGGUGAACGAAGGAAAUGCCAUGGACUUGAAUUCGGGAAAUUUCACGGCACCGAGAAGGGGAAUUUAUUUUUUCUCUUUCACGGGAGUGUUAAGUUGUUCUUCUAGUUCUACUAGCUGUUAUUUCCAAGUUGGCCUUUACUUAAACAAUUUUCGAGUUUCAUCCGCUGUUGUCUCAUACAAUCAAAGUCCAUUGUCUCUCCAGUCGACCAUGAACUUGAUAAAAGGCGAUCAAGUUUGGGUACAGAUUGAAUACAUGACAUCAGGAGCGUCUUUAUAUGAUUAUGGGACUAGUCAAUAUCCCCCCUAUCCAUGGACAUUAUAUACCCACUACACCCAUUUCACGGGUUUCAUGUUGGAAGAGGAAAUUGUGGCGUCAAUUUAACUUUUUUUGUUGAUUAUCUGAAAUUCGCAUAAUAAAUUAAUAAUCGUCAACUUACACGAAAAUUAGUUUUUUAGAAAAUAUAUGGUGGAUGGCUAGGAAUUAAUUUGAUUCUUGAGUGUCUAAUUAAUUAAUCACGAAUAAUUGACAUUUUGGUAUAAUUUUGAACUGUGAAAAAUAACCUUGCUCUUGCAUAAUCAUUUUACGUGCGUGAUUCGAGCGUCAUUUAUUUUUCUUUAUCCGAAAAAAUUCCAAAAUUUUGCAGACGUCAAAUUUUUGGCAUUUCGGUCGUGUCUCGUGUAUCGUGAUCGUCGAUGUCGUCUAGAUGUACAGUGCAAAAUUUGAUCUAUUUGUAAUUGGAUUUUCUCCGAAUUGAAUUGCAGUAACUAACAUACAGUUUGAUAAGGUAAGUUUGCUAUUUAUUCUUGAUAAUUCUUCGUUAUUCCAAAUUGUAAAUUUGAAAAGUGAAUACGUGUGUAAAGUUCACCCUUUCGUGGGUAUAAAGUGUUUUUGGGUUGAUAAUGAUGAUCGUUUGCACGAUCGAAAGGUAGGAACGAAACGCUCCCCGUAUUAUUACUAUUUCCUUUUUUUCUUCUUCUUCUUAAAGUUUCGUGUAUGUGUAUAUACCAAGUCAACAGCUUCUUGGACGAUACAUUCAAAAUUAAAAGAAAGUAAAAGAUUUGGAGAAGGAAAUGCAAAUAGU